GACGGCAAAGGUGGCAAGAAGGGCAAGAAAAGCAAGGACACGGGCAAAGGUGACGGCGGCAAGGGGGGUAAAGGCGGACGUGGAGACAGUGGUGCAGGUGGCGAUCCAGCCAAGCUUCCUCGGGCUCCUGGUGCGCAGUUCCUGGUGGCCAAGGAUGGCCCCUCCGUGGAGCUCGAGACCCACGAGCUGGAGCAGCUGGUGGCCACUUUGGAGAAGCUGGGAGACACGGUCAGCCUCGCGAAGCACAGGCGCACCCUGCAUGAGCGGCGCAGACUUCAGCAGGAGGCGCUCUACGUUCCGCCCAUGUCGCAGAGGGUCACCCACGCCCACAAGCAGGUGCAGGAUGUCGUGCAGAAGCUGGAGAAGGCGGUCAUGCACUUCGAGCGCCUCGAGGAAGGCCUCGAAAGUCAGCGUCGUUGGGUCCAAUCUCUCUGCGAGGACAUGGAGACGAAGAAGGCGGAGCACCGCAAGCUGGUGGUGGAGCUCAAUCGCCAGGUGGUCGACAUCAGCCAGGUUUCAGCUCUUGCAGUUGCCCCCAUCAGCGUGGCUGGCAUCUUGGACGGCUCCAUCGAGGAGAUCCCUCUCUCGUUUGCUGGCCUGGGGUUCGACGACGCUGAAUAUGAGAUGGAUGCAAAUGACAGGAAGGAGCUGGCAGAACGGAGCGCCCGUCUCAAGAGCGAGCUGUCCAACGCGGUCAAGCAGAUGUUCGGGCAGGCGGCGGAGAAGGCCAAGCUCUUCAAGGAGGAGCAGGAGGCCAUGGCGCUACGGCUGGCUGGCAAGAGGCGGCGACAGGGCACAGGCCCUGAGGACCCUGGCCCAGCAGGGGCGGCCGCCGCCGAUGCAGCUGCGAGAGGCAAGGACGGCGAGGCUGGGGACGCAGACUCGCGGCCUCUGCCUGAGGGGGCAGACCCCAUGGACGAGGUGGCUGAGUGCGAUCGGCGAACGCCCUUGGCCGAGACAGCUGGAUCUCUGCGGCCAGCUGGCCGCUUCUGGAGAAACAAGACUGUGGACCUCGACUGGCCUCAGGUCGGGGGGUUCCUGGUUCCGGCCCUCGAUCGUCCAGACGAGGGCACAUCGAUGAUAGGCAAGCAGUACUGCAAGCAGCUGCAUGCCGAGCCAGAGGGAAUCAUGCCUGUGGCCAGGGGGCGGAGGCCUGUGGCGAUGGGGCCUUCACCUGAUGUCGCAGAUCCUGCUCGACAGCAGGCCAUCCAGGACUUCGCUGACAUGAGGGCGGACCUCAGGGACUGGGCAGCCGCUCGGUUCGACUCGCACUCUGAGCUGGAGACCGACAGCGGGCACUGGAGGCGCUGGUACAAGGCUUCCCUGGGCACUAAGCUUGCUGACGGCGGGGGCGAGCCGCUCAGGCGCCUACUGAGGAGCUGGUUUCCUGACAGAGGCUGGGACAGCAUCCUGGACGGGCUCUGCCUCAACGGCAGGUGUCAGGCUGAGCCCCGCCGCAUCGCCUUCGUGGUCAGGCUCAACAGAUGCCAGCCUUUUCAUCGGUGGCAACUUGAGCACAGGCGCUGGAGGCACUUGGAGCAGAUCAGGGCCAUGUUUCUUCGAUUCUUCGGGGACAGAGCUCCUGGAGACUCAGUGCCGCCUCAGCGACCUGGUAGGGGAGUGGAGCCUGACCCUCCUCGUCGGCCAGUCCCCGAUGACGACCAGGCAAUGGACUACGUUGACAACCUGACGGCGAAGCUGGUCAUGCUGUCGUACGCGCACUCGCUGCAGCUGCCUGGAGGCGGAGUCUCGCCUGGCCAAGCCAACCUGAGC
Molecule: messenger RNA, 1773 nt
Organism: Prorocentrum cordatum
Lineage: Eukaryota; Dinophyceae; Prorocentrales; Prorocentraceae
Source: the annotation of a GenBank genome assembly